Messenger RNA from Paramecium octaurelia, 525 nucleotides. The record is from the annotation of a GenBank genome assembly. Lineage: Eukaryota; Ciliophora; Oligohymenophorea; Peniculida; Parameciidae.
AUGAAUGCAUACUUUUUCGAAUAAGGAUUAAAAGAUUUAGAGUAAAAACAUGGCUUUUUUAUUUUAGCUUUAAAUUUAUUACACCUAUAAGAUAAUAUGCCAUUUGCCAUAUUUACAUUAUAAAGUAUGAAAGAAAAGGAAGAAUCAGAGUAUUAUUUAAAAUAUCUAGAAUUCUUAGAGUGUCAGCAUUAUGAUAUUAUUGAAGAUUCAUUCGAUUGUUUUAUUGCAUAUAAUUAAUAUUUUGACAAUAAAAUAUAUUUAGAUGAAUGGAUAAAUCAUUUAAUCAGAAUAGGCAUAAAGUUACUUUUGGCCCAAGAAGGAAUAACUUAGAUCUGUAUUCCAUAAAGGUUUUAAAACAUCAUAUCUUCUAAAUUGGAGCUUCAUCAACCUCUAUUCAAAUUAUCUAAAACUGAUUUCAUCUUAGAAGUUAUAGAAUUACUAAAAUAUUAUAUAGAAACAUGUAAUUCAGAGCAUUAUGAAUAUCAAUCCAAUUUACUUUUGAUUGUCUUAACGUUGAUUUUUUGA